AUGGCCCUGCCUCUCCUGUGGGCGCUGCUGCUGGCCUUGGGGCUCUGGCGACUGCUCCGAGCCUCUGCCCGGGACCCCUCCCCGGCCCCGAGGUGGCCCCCCGGGCCUCGCCCGCUGCCCGUCCUGGGGAACCUGCACUUGCUUCGGGUGUCACAACAGGACCGGUCGCUGAUGGAGGUGGCACAGCCUGCAGGCUCUGGCGGUGAAGGGGAGCUGGCAGUGAACAAGUGCACGGCUCCCUCAGGGCCACCCUCUGAGGGGCCAUGGGCGAAGGUCCUGUGGGCAGCUGUCCUGCCCUGUGGCCGGGGCUGUGUGGCCUGUACGUGGGGACUGCAGCCCAGGGCUGAAGUGGCCCUGCCCACCUUCCCUAGGGUGGACCCCGCCUGGCUGCGGGCCUUGUGGCUGGGCAGCAGCCGGACAGCAGGACAGCCCUGGCUCCCGCUGUCGGAGCGCUACGGGCCGGUGUUCACUGUACACCUGGGACGCCAGAAGACCGUGGUGCUGUCGGGCUAUGAGGCAGUGAGGGAGGCCCUGGUGGGCAGCGGGCAGGAGCUGGCUGACCGGCCACCCAUCCCCAUCUUCCAGCUCAUCCAGCGAGGCGGGGGCAUCUUCUUCUCCUCGGGGGAGCCCUGGAGGGCCGCCCGCCAGUUCACCGUGCGCGCCCUGCACAGCCUGGGGGUGGGACAGGGGCCCAUGGCUGACACGGUUCUGCAGGAGCUCGCCUGUCUCUCGGGGCAGCUGGAUGGCUACAGAGGCCAGCCCUUCCCCCUGGCCCUGCUGGGCUGGGCUCCCUCCAACAUCACCUUCGCCCUCCUCUUCGGCCGGCGGUUCGACUACCAGGACCCUGUGUUUGUGUCCUUGCUGGGUCUCAUCGAUGAGGUCAUGGUCCUCUUGGGGUCACCCAGUAUACAGCUGUUCAACACCUUCCCCCGGCUGGGGACGACACUUCAGCUGCACCGGCCCGUCCUGAAGAAGAUCGAGGAGAUGCAGGUCAUCCUGAAGUCCGUCCUGGACGCUCGGAGGACUGCCCUGUCCAGGGGUGGCCCCGUGCGGAGCUAUGUGGACGCCCUCAUCCAGCAGGGCCAGAGGGACGACCACGGGGGCCUGUUUGCCGAGGCCAACGCCCUGGCCUGUGUGCUGGACGUGCUCAUGGCUGGCACGGAGACCACCUCGGCCACGCUGCAGUGGGCCGUCCUCCUGAUGGCCAGGCACCCAGACGUGCAGGGCCGCGUGCAGGAGGAGCUGGACUGUGUGCUGGGCCCCGGGCGGCUGCCCCGGCCGGAGGAGCAGCGGUCCCUGCCCUACACCAGCGCGGUGCUGCACGAAGUCCAGCGGUUCAUCACACUCCUGCCCCACGUGCCCCGCUGCACGGCGGCCGACACCCGGCUGGGCGGCUACCUGCUCCCCAAGGGCACGCCUGUGAUCCCCCUGCUGACCUCGGUGCUGCUGGACAAGACGCAGUGGGACACACCAGGACAGUUCAACCCGGGUCACUUCCUGGAUGCAGAGGGGCGCUUUGUGAAGCGGGCGGCCUUCCUGCCUUUCUCUGCAGGCCGCCGAGUCUGCGUCGGGGAGAGCCUGGCCAGGACGGAGCUCUUCCUGCUGUUCGCUGGCCUCCUGCAGCGGUACCGUCUGCUGCCACCACAGGGGGUCAGCCCGGCCACCCUGGACACCAAGCCCGCCCCGGCCUUCACUAUGCGGCCACAGGCCCAGGCCCUGCGUGCGGUGCCCAGGUCCUAGGCUGCUCCACGGCAACCCACCAGAAGCCACCCUCCCGCCCCAGCACCCCAGCCUUGCCCAGCUCGGGGGGGCCUGGCGAUGGCCCUGAGGACAAGUGACAGCCACCACCGGCUGUGUGCCAGCAGACAGCGUCCACUGUGUGGCUGGGCCACUCUGUUCAGUGUGGAGGCAGGACCCUCGUCCGGGCACCAUGGUUGGACAGAGGGACAGGACAGGCAGCCCCCUGACCACCCCAACAGCCCCAACCCAGGUCUGUCCUCAAGGUCCCAGGCCCUUCCCAGCCUCCUACACCCCAAAU
Molecule: messenger RNA, 2038 nt
Organism: Castor canadensis (American beaver)
Lineage: Eukaryota; Metazoa; Chordata; Mammalia; Rodentia; Castoridae
Source: RefSeq, a predicted model, not a curated record